AUGGUGGUCAGGCUACUAUCAAACAACUGGUAUUCAGUUCUCUUGAAUGGGCAAGUACAUGGAUUUUUCAAGUCAUCAAAGGGAGUAAAAAAAGGUGAUCCUCUAUCCCUUACUCUCUUCAUUUUAGCUGCUGAGGCCUUAUCAAGGGGACUAAAUGCAUUGUACAAAAAGCCAAGGUUUUUGGAGUAUGGUAUGACCAAAUGGAGUCCAAGGAUUAAUCAUUUAUCAUAUGUUGAUGACACAAUUCUCUUUGUCUCUGCUGACCAAUACUCGGUGAAACUGAUGAUGAGAGUGUUAAAUAGAUAUGUGAAAGUAUCUGGCCAGUUGGUGAAUUUGAAUAAGAGUGCAUUCUAUGUUCAUGAAAAGGUGCAGAGUGGCUUGGUUUCAAGGCUGAAACAAACCAUAGGAAUUAGUAGGAACAAAAUUUCACACGAUGAUAUAGUUGUGAAAAAUAUUACCAAAAGGAUGCAUGCAUGGCAAGGGAGACUACUGUCAUAUGGAGGAAGAGAAACACUAAUAUCUCAUGUAUUACAAAGCAUGCCAGUAUACCUAUUAUCAGGAAUGAACCCUCCAAAGGGUGUGAUCAGACAAAUGCAUAGUAUCUUCUCAAGGUUUUUCUGGUCCAACACUGGUGACAAGAAAGGUGUACAUUGGGUUAAAUAG
Molecule: messenger RNA, 663 nt
Organism: Lycium barbarum (goji berry)
Lineage: Eukaryota; Viridiplantae; Streptophyta; Magnoliopsida; Solanales; Solanaceae
Exons: 2
Coding region: 1-663 (220 amino acids)
Source: RefSeq, a predicted model, not a curated record